AUGCUAACCUUAUAUCUACAGGUGUGUAUGUUAGUGGAUGGAUAGGCACUGGUCCUGUUGGUGUUAUUUUGUCUACUAUGACAAGUGGCUUCACAACUGGUAAAGUUGUUGUGGCAGACAUGGAGACUGGCUCUGUGGAUAUCUCACGGCCUCGAAGUGGACAGACUUUAAUUAAAAGUGCUUUAGCAGAAAAAGGGGUACAACCUGUGUCAUUUGAUCAGUGGAAUCGCUUGAAUCAGUAUGAAGUAGAAACUGGGGCAAAGCUUGGAAAACCCCGUGAGAAAGUUUCUAACAUUAAACACAUGAUGGAUAUUAUUCAUCAGUGAUGUUUUGUUUUGUGCUGUAGUGUGUUUAUCAUUCAUCAUGGGACCAGUAGCUUCAAGAGAACCUUCAAGGAUAUUUUCUUAUUUCUUCAUACAGUGUUUUGUUAUGUUAAACACAAAGAAAAUUUGUCACAAUUAAUUAGUACUGUAGUACUUAUUUGUUUGUUAUUCCAGUAAUGAAUUUCACUUAGAAAGUCAAAAUUACUGUAUUAUGUCUACAGGUAUAGUACAGGCAGAUCCUGA
Homarus americanus (American lobster) is the source of this 566-nucleotide messenger RNA. RefSeq names its product NADPH:adrenodoxin oxidoreductase, mitochondrial-like. The transcript has 2 exons. NCBI's taxonomy places the organism in Eukaryota, Metazoa, Arthropoda, Malacostraca, Decapoda, Nephropidae. The record is from RefSeq and is a predicted model, not a curated record. Bases 78 to 326 code for a protein of 82 amino acids.